AUGAAGCUAUUAUUUAUAAUAUUAUCAACUGUCAUCGCAUAUUCAAAUGUUCAGGCGUCGACGUAUAAAAUCACAGAUCAAGUUUAUUUCGACAUUAUGAUUGACGAUUAUCCUAUUGGUAGAAUAGUAAUUGGUUUAUUUGGGGAUGCUGCGCCAAAGACUGUGAAAAACUUCUUGACAAUUGCGACGGAAGGAAUCAAUGGACGAACUUAUGCAGGUUCAAAGUUCCACCGUGUCAUCAAGAAAUUUAUGAUACAAGGUGGUGAUAUUGAUAAAGGUGAUGGUUCAGGAUCAAUAAGUAUCUACGGAAAGUACUUCGAUGAUGAAGACUCUGGUUACAAUCAUAUUGGACCAGGAUUCAUCAGCAUGGCUAAUGCAGGAAAAAAUACAAACGGUUGCCAAUUUUUCAUCACAACUGUUGCUACACCCUGGCUUGAUGGCAUACAUACUGUUUUUGGAAAGGUAAUUAAAGGUCAAGACGUACUUUUUAAAAUCGAACAAACGAAAACGGACGUGAAUGACGCACCAAUAUCACCAGUUGUCAUUCUCAAGAGUGGAAAACUUCCAACAACUACGCCGUUUUUCAUCUCUGAAGAUCCCUACGAUGCCUGGGCAUGGAUCAAAGCGACUUUCAUUCCACUAUCAUUUAGUUUUUCAAUACUUGGAUUCUUUCAUUGGGUAAUGAAACAAUUAGAUUCCAGCUGUUUAAAAUUACAAGAAACAGAAAAAUUAUUCAAGCAAGAUUAA
This is a messenger RNA of Cotesia congregata, 747 nucleotides long. The record is from the annotation of a GenBank genome assembly. Lineage: Eukaryota; Metazoa; Arthropoda; Insecta; Hymenoptera; Braconidae.